Messenger RNA from Fonsecaea nubica, 666 nucleotides. RefSeq lists its product as hypothetical. The record is from RefSeq and is a predicted model, not a curated record. NCBI's taxonomy places the organism in Eukaryota, Fungi, Ascomycota, Eurotiomycetes, Chaetothyriales, Herpotrichiellaceae. The coding region runs from base 1 to 666 and encodes 221 amino acids. The transcript has a single exon.
AUGCAUCGCAAAAUUCUUCUGUACUCUCUCUUCUCCACAUUAUCCUUCGCCGCCGCUCUCUCGCCACUGGACAUCUUUCGCGGUAAUCCCUCAUCGAUCCAGGAUUCCUCGGUGGUCUAUCUCAACCCAGACCAGAACACAAUGAACCCCGGUCCCGUUCAAGCGGGGGAUGAACCUGGACAACCUGGCGGUCACAUCGGCGACAAUACUCUGUCGAUAUCCGAUAUACUGCCGCAGACCCGCAAGAUCAAUAUCUUUGCAUCACUGACACGAGACAUCUCCGCCGUCACUUCACGCCUAGAAUCCACCAAGCCAGAAGACAACACGACGCUCCUGGCUCCUUUGAACAGUGCGAUGCAAGCUCUGCCCCGCAAACCUUGGGAAGAUAGACCGGGUGACGAUUCGGGUGUGGAUGCUGAGAGGGACGAGGACAAAGCCGCCCGAAAUUUACAGAGAUUUGUCGAGGAGCAUGUGGUGGCCGUGAGUCCUUGGAAGCGGGGCAAGUCGAAUAAAAUCAAGACACUGGGUGGACAGGAGCUGUGGUGGGAGGAAAAUGAAGACGGCGACAGAGUGAUCAACCCGGGAAAUUUGAUUGUCGACGGUGUUGUGGGAAAGGUGGGCAACGGCGAGAUUUGGGCGGUCAGGGGAGUGGUCAACUACGCAUGA